Molecule: messenger RNA, 540 nt
Organism: Kwoniella shivajii
Lineage: Eukaryota; Fungi; Basidiomycota; Tremellomycetes; Tremellales; Cryptococcaceae
Exons: 5
Coding region: 1-540 (179 amino acids)
Source: RefSeq, a predicted model, not a curated record
AUGGCCAGUUCAAACUCCAAAUUACCAAUCUUCAUCGCUUCUGCCAUCGGUGCCCUCGGAGCAGUCUAUAUCGUAUCUCCCAAGACUGAGCUUUCGGGCAAAGGUAAACCUGCAUCGGCACCUACAGAAGGUCGAAGUCAGUCUGCUAAAGAUGGUAAAACCAGUGAUGGAUCUGCUUCGGUAAGCUCCCCUCAUCCAGCUCUGCAUCACGGUGGAUCAUCUCCAAGUGAUCGAGAAGGACCCACCGUCGCUGGUCAAACUGGAUCAUCAAGAAAGUCUCACUCUGCCGAACAUGACGUCAAGACUCAGGACAACCCGUCUGGACAAGCUGGUCAAGGUUUAGCACAAAUGAGAGAGAGGAAAAUGGAGGGUAAAGGAUUACCUAGUCCACAAGGCGGUGAUACUCCUGCUCAAGCUACUCCAGCUCAAAAAGGAUACGGUGAAGCUCAGACUCAACGGGAUUCAGGACCUAAUCAAUCUGACACACCUAAGAACAAGCAAAGUGGAGGUGGUUGGUCUUCUUGGUUCGGUGGAAAGUAA